Molecule: messenger RNA, 3672 nt
Organism: Aspergillus heteromorphus CBS 117.55
Lineage: Eukaryota; Fungi; Ascomycota; Eurotiomycetes; Eurotiales; Aspergillaceae
Gene: fmpD
Product: ABC-type transporter fsqE
Exons: 5
Coding region: 1-3672 (1223 amino acids)
Biological process (GO): transmembrane transport
Cellular component (GO): membrane
Molecular function (GO): ABC-type transporter activity; ATP hydrolysis activity; ATP binding
Source: RefSeq, a predicted model, not a curated record
AUGGAGUCCAAAACCAUAACAACUCCCAGCUCCGAGCCUCGCACCCCCCAACCCACCCACAAUGACCACACCAAAGCCAUCCUCCAACGCCAAACCGACGGCCUACCAGCGUCCUCCCAAGCAAAACAGACAGUCUUCGCCUACGCCACACCCUUCGACAUCCUCCUGAUCACCCUGAGCACCCUCUCCGCCAUCCUCGCCGGCGCCCUAAACCCCCUCCUAACGGUGAUCUACGGCCUCCUGGUGCACUCCUUCCAAGACCACGCCAACGGCACCAGCACCACCAGCCACCUCUCGUCCUCCAUCUCCCGCUUCUCCCUCUACUACGUGUACCUUGGCAUCGCCGAGUUCAUCCUCAUCUACAUCGCCACCGUGGGGUUCUACCACUCCGGCGAACGAAUCACCCGGGCCCUACGUCGGGCAUACCUCCAAGCCAUCGUGCGGCAGAACAUCUCGUUCUUCGAUACCCUGAGUGCCGGCGAGGUGACCGCGCGGAUCACCUCCGACAUGAACGUCAUCCAGGAGGGGAUUACCAGCAAGUUGAUUGAGUACUGGAGAUUAGCCCUGAUUUUGAUCUCGACUGCCGUGUUGCUGGGCGGGAUUGAGUUUGUUGGCUCGUUGUAUGCGGUCAGAUAUAGUCGGCGGAUGGGGGCGGCGCUGGGUCGCGGGUCCGCGGUCGCGGAGGAGGCGCUCGGGUCGAUUAGACAUGUUGCCGCGUUUGGGAUCCAGCGGGGUAUGGAGGAGAGGUAUGUGAGGCAUCUGGAUACGGCGGAAACUUGGGGCUUCAAGAUGCGGCUGGCUAUUUCGUUGAUGAUCGGCGCGAUUAAUGCGGUGCCGUAUCUCAGUUAUGGGUUGGCGUUCUGGCAGGGCUCGAGAUAUAUUGUCGACGGGGCGAUGAGCGCGUCUGCCGUGGUGACCACGACCAUGGCGACGAUUAUCGGUGCGUUUGCUGUUGGGAGAAUUGCUCCCAGUGCGGAGUCCUUUAUCAGCAGCAUUGGUCAUGCGGGGACGAUUUUGGACGCGAUUGCGAGGCAGUCGCCUCUUGAUCCGCUUUCGACGGAGGGGAGGGUGCUGGAGGAGGUGGAGGGGGAUAUUGCGCUGGAGAAUGUCAGUCUGGUGUAUCCCUCCAGGCAGGAUGUUGAUGUGCUCAAGGCCAUUACGCUGCGGCUGCCGGCCAACAAGACGACUGCUCUGGUUGGGGCGUCGGGAUGCGGCAAGAGUAGUAUUGUUGGCUUGGUGGAGCGGUUCUAUGAGCCGACUGGGGGCAGGAUUACAUUGGACGGUCAUGAUGUCGCCGACUUGAACCUCAGCUGGCUGAGACGGCAGAUGUCCUAUGUCGUUCAGGAGCCGGUGCUCUUCAACAGGAGCAUUUACGAGAAUGUUCUGCUUGGCUUGGACGAGACCAUGGUCAGUCUAUCGGGGGCAGAAAAAGAUAAACUGGUCCACGACGCAGCCAAAACAGCCAACGCCCACGAGUUCAUCACGGGCCUGCCGCAGGGCUACCAGACCCAGGUCGGUGCCAAAGGACUUCAGUUGUCCGGUGGCCAAAGACAGCGAAUCUGCAUUGCCAGGGCAGUCAUCAGCAACCCGAAGAUUCUCCUGCUGGACGAAGCCACAUCAGCUCUGGAUGUUAAGUCUGAGAGAGUCGUCCAGCUGGCGUUGGAGUCGGCUGCGAAGAACCGGACCACCGUUGUGAUUGCUCACCGUCUGUCGACUGUUCGCAAAGCGGAUAACAUUAUCGUGUUGGCCGAUGGCUGUGUGCUUGAGGAAGGGGGGCAUCAGGAGCUGAUUGCACAAGGUGGUGCCUACUCCCGACUUGUGGAGGCCCAGCAGGUCGCGGCAGAAGCAGAGACGGACAUCUCCAACCCCAAACAGGAUGACUUGGUCACAGUGAAGGUGAAGUCUAACCUUGUUAAAGUCAGCGAAAGCCCCGAGGUGAAUGACACAUCUGAUGACCCCCCUGAGAAAGUUGAAGCUGUGAUCGCCGCAGAAGCCAGACCUACCUUCCGAACAUACUUCCAGGUCGUGGGAAAGCUCAACCAGAAGGAGGUACCCAUCAUCAUCGCAGGUCUUCUCCUCUGCAUCAUCGCAGGAUGCAUCAUCCCAGUCCAAGCCGUCUUCUUCGCCGAAUCCAUCACCACCAUCUCCCUCCCAGCCUCGGAAUACCCCAAACUCCGCCACAACAUCGACUUCUGGUGCCUCAUGUUCCUGAUGAUCGCCAUCGUAACAUUCAUCGCAUGGGUCGGCCAAGGUAUCUGCUUCUCGUACUCCACCGAGCGCCUCACCCACAAAGCCCGACACCAAUCCUUCCGCUCCAUCCUACGCCUGGACGUCAGCUACUUCGACCAGAAGAACCACUCCUCCGGCGCAUUCACAGCCUCCCUGGCCAACACAGCACGGGAACUCACCGGCCUCAGCGGCGCCAUCAUCGGCGCAGCCCUAACCUUCACGACGACCCUUGCGGCGGGGAUCAUCAUGUCGCUCGCCAUCGGCUGGAAGCUCGCCCUAGUCUGCACCGCCACGAUCCCCAUCCUCGUGGGAACUGGCUACAUCCGUCUGCGAAUCCUCGCUCUCUUCGACGGGAAAGUCCGCAAGACCCACGAAGAAGCAGCCACGUACGCCAGCGAAGUGGUCAGCAGUAUCCGGGCGGUUGCGUCGUUGACGCUCGAAAAGCAUGUUCUCAGUGAGUACACCAACAUUCUCGCCAAGGAGGUUGCGAAGUCCCUGCGGUCGAUCUUGAAAGCCUCGACGCUGUACGCUGCAUCCCAGUCCUUCGGGUUCUUCUGCGCGGCCCUCGUGUUCUGGUACGGCGGUACCCUGCUAGACAGCAACGAGUACACCACCCUGCAGUUUUAUAUCUGCUUCGUUGCGCUCGUUUCGGGGUCCCAGAUUGCCGGGGCGAUAUUUAAUUAUGCACCCGAUAUGAGCAAGGCGCUUCAUGCCGGUCGGGACUUGAAGGCUCUGUUUGAGCUGACGCCUACUAUUGAUACCUGGCGUGAGGGUACGGGGCAGGUGGAUGCGCAGGCUGUCGGGCGUAUUGAUAUCUCCGACGUCAGUUUCCGGUACCCCACUCGUUCGGAACGGCUGGUCUUAGAGAAGGUGGAUAUUCAGAUCCAGCCCGGUCAGUUCGUCGCCUUGGUCGGGGCCAGUGGUAGCGGGAAGAGUACUGUCAUUCAGCUGCUUGAGCGGUUUUAUGAUCCGACUAAUGGCCGGAUACUUGUUGAUGGGCGGGAUAUCUCGGAGCUGAAUGUCAAUGAGUAUCGCAGGAUGGUGUCGUUGGUUAGCCAGGAACCAACCCUGUAUGAUGGAUCGAUCAGGGACAAUCUCCUCUUGGGUGUUGAGAGACUGGUUGAUGAUGUGCAGCUCGUGCAGGCCUGCAGGGAGGCGAAUAUUUAUGAUUUUGUUUCGUCUCUUCCAGACGGAUUCAACACCCCCAUCGGCACAUCCGGAACCAUGCUCAGCGGCGGCCAAAAGCAGCGACUGGCCAUCGCGCGGGCACUCCUUCGAAAGACCCAGAUCCUGUUGCUAGAUGAGGCUACCUCGGCGCUAGACUCGGAGUCGGAGAAGGUCGUUCAGGAAGCUCUGGAUCGGGCAUCCAGUCAACGCACGACUAUUGCUGUUGCGCAUCGCUUGAGCACAAUCCAACACGCGGACCUUGAUCUGUGUCAUUGA